AUGAGUAUUCUAGAACUUAAUCUAAAUAAGGAGAGACUUAUUGGCAGUGGCUCUUUUGGACAAGUAUAUCUUUUCGAAGAAACAAACGGAAGCUCUUUUGUCGUCAAAUCGAUUGGUGUUAAUUGGAAAACGGAGAAAGAGCGAAAUGUCUUCCGAAAAGAAUGUGAAACCCUUAAAAAGCUUGCCCAUCCUAACAUUGUAUCGUGCAUUGAAAUUGUAGAGGUUCCCAGAGAUGAUUACACCGACUUUCUACUGAAGAUGGAAUAUUGUGAACGCGGGACUUUAAAAAAUUUGAUUGAGAAUGUCCAGAUAAUCUAUUCGAUGACAAAUGUUCUUGUUUGGACUGAACAAUUAUUUGAUGCACUAAGCUACAUUCAUACAACUCAUGGAAUCGUUCACAGAGAUUUGAAACCGUUGAACAUACUCGUGAAGGCUGAUUUUACAAUGAAGAUUGGGGACUUUGGGCUGAUCGAUUUCAAAAAGUCAACUGCUGAGGAACAAGUGCAAGAGGAUUCAAUGUCCUCACCAAGAAAUGAUGUGUACUCUCUUGGUUUAGUUAUAUGGGAGUUAAUUGAAAGGCGAGUCAAUCUUUUGGAAUAUAUCAAGAACGAUAUUUUUGACCAAUGGAACUUUAUUCAUGAUGUAUGGUUUGGAGAAAUCAAUCGAAUUGCACCACCUGAUUGUUUGGAGGAAAUAAGCGAGAUUGUGCAAGAUUGUGUCGAGUUUCAACGUAUCGAUCGGCCAACUGCAAUAGACGUUUUGAAUAAAAUUCGGACAUUCAAUCAGCUUCAAGGUGUCAUUGCAUCGAUUGUUGAACCGCCCAAAGUUGAUGAGAACCAACACGAACUAAUCCGGCCAAUUGGUUUUGAUGAUCUCACAAGUGUACAACAAGUUCAUAUUGAUCAUGGCAAGGCCACUGUAGAAAAAGAUGACCAUGGAAUUUAUGUUGAUCCGCUGGACAUCGAAUCCUAUCAUGGAGGACAGCUUCGUCACUUGACGCAGUUAUAUAACGAGAGGCUGAAUUUGCUCUCUGAAGAAGAAAGAAAACAAUUUAUCGAAUACAGUCCGAUACUUCAACGCAAGCUAAUUGAAGAACACAUUUUCUACAUUCAUGGGCAUAAUCAUAAAGAAAAUAUUCCAGAAGCUUUUCAGUCUAUAAGUUGUUACGGGAUCUUUCAACUCAUCUAUGCUACAAUCACUUUGAUAUGCGAAAGUUUUUGCCCUGUGAAAACAGUGAUCAAACUUUAUCGGAUUCGAUUAUAUUACUCCAAUGCCCAAUCGAAGCUCACUGAAAUUCCCACCGCAGAGAUCGCCCCUUUCUUACAAGAAAGCGAGGAAACACGCAGAUAUUUGGUGGUGACUCGACAGAAGAAAAAUAAAUGGAGCAAAUUUGUUGUGGAUUACAAAGGCGAUCGGCUGGUAGAGCCAGUCGUUGAAACGAUGGACUGUCAAGAUUCAAAU
Molecule: messenger RNA, 1461 nt
Organism: Mesorhabditis belari
Lineage: Eukaryota; Metazoa; Nematoda; Chromadorea; Rhabditida; Rhabditidae
Source: the annotation of a GenBank genome assembly